Molecule: messenger RNA, 3701 nt
Organism: Linepithema humile (Argentine ant)
Lineage: Eukaryota; Metazoa; Arthropoda; Insecta; Hymenoptera; Formicidae
Gene: Fmr1
Product: synaptic functional regulator FMR1
Biological process (GO): anterograde axonal transport; regulation of dendrite morphogenesis; positive regulation of translation
Cellular component (GO): membrane; nucleus; axon
Molecular function (GO): mRNA 3'-UTR binding; protein homodimerization activity; translation regulator activity
Source: RefSeq, a predicted model, not a curated record
ACAGGAAAUUCGCAGCCCCGAAUUCGUGCGGGUGCCCGCUCUUCAGCAUGCCUACCGCAAAGGAGGCGAACCGUCACACAAAAGCAAGAUGGAGGAUCUCACAGUCGAAGUAUGCGGCGAAAACGGAGCGUAUUAUAAGGCCUUUGUCACUGAUGUCUUUGACGAGGAAGUUUUGGUAACUUUUGAGAAUGACUGGCAACCAGAAUCGAAAUUCCCAUUUGCUCAAGUCCGUCUACCUCCAAAAGAUGGUUCCAAAUCAGAAUUUCAAGAGAACCAGGAGAUUGAAGUAUUCUCUAGAUCUAAUGAUCAGGAAGCGUGGGGUUGGUGGAAAGCACUUAUCAAGAUGAGUAAAGGAGGUUUCCAAGUAGUGGAAUACUUGGGAUGGGACUACACAUAUACUGAAAUUGUAGCUAGCGAGCGACUAAGAGCCAAAAAUCCAAAUCCGCCUAUUGACAAAAACACAUUUCACAAGAUCGAAAUUGAAGUACCUGAAGAGCUCAGAGAAUUUGCGAAGAUGGACAAUGCACAUAAGGAAUUUCAAAAAGCGAUAGGGGCAGCAGUGUGCCGAUAUGUGCCUGAACGAGGAGUACUGCUGGCCAUCUCCCGUCAUGAAAAUCUACAUCGUCACAGUAGCAUGCUCCAAGAAAUGCACUUUCGAAACUUAUCGCAAAAGGUUUUGCUAUUGAAAAGAACCGAAGAAGCGGCACGUCAGCUUGAAUCCACUAAACUUCAAACAAUAGGGGGCAAAUUUAGAUCUUCAAACUUUAUAUAUCAGCGUGUCUCAGACUUUGAGGCAGGAGUGAAAACAAAUUCAAGAUAUACUGACGAAUUUAAUGUUCGAGAAGAUCUUAUGGGACUAGCUAUCGGUGCUCAUGGUGCAAAUAUUCAGCAAGCACGAAAAGUUGAUGGCAUUACAAAUAUAGAAUUAGAAGAAAAUUCAUGCACAUUUAAAAUAUAUGGAGAGACACAUGAAGCAGUGAAAAAAGCUCGAUCGAUGCUGGAAUACAGUGAGGAAUCUAUACAAGUUCCACGGGUUUUGGUAGGAAAAGUAAUUGGGAAAAAUGGUCGCAUUAUCCAAGAAAUCGUCGACAAAAGUGGUGUAAUAACAACUGGCUCGAGUGGGAAUAUACAUGUUGAUAAAGUAAGGGUAAAAAUAGAAGGAGACAACGAACCUCAACCAACGAUUCCGCGGGAGGAAGGUCAGGUGCCCUUUGUCUUUGUCGGUACUGUUGAAAGCAUCGCCAAUGCCAAAGUUCUAUUGGAAUAUCAUUUGGCACAUUUAAAGGAAGUAGAGCAGCUUCGACAGGAGAAAUUGGAAAUUGAUCAACAAUUACGAAGUAUGCACGGCUCGACUACAGGACCGAUACCUAGUUUUCCUCCCACGAGACGAGGAAUGGUUGCAGGACCUGAAGAGGGUGUCAGUGGUCGUGGUGGUCGUGGUGGUCAAUCGCGAGGACGUGGCUCUCGAGGUAGAGCUCCCACCAGACACAAUGCCGGUUUACGUAGAGACACUUUAGACGGCAGUGAAGAUCGUGUCCGAGAUUUACCACCGAGAGGCGGCCAUCAAGGAGGUGCCGGUAAUUCAGGGUAUAUGAGUGGCAGGCAAGGUCGUCCCCCAACCCAGCGUAGAGAUCGUAGAGACGAACGUCGUCGUACCACAGACGACGAAGACACUGUUUUAGACAGCCAAGACGUUUCAAGCAUUGAUAGAGAGUCAGUGUCGAGUAUGGAAGGAGGAUCUAAAGGAAUAAGACGAAGGCGACUUGGACGUUUGCGACAACCAAGUAUGACGCCGACAAGUAUUACUCAAACAGGCAGUAAUGCCGGCCCGUGCGAUCAAUCAACAAUGAACAGCAAGGAAGGAACUCCCGCGAACGACGUUUCCGUAUCUAACAGCAGUUCCCAAGGACCUAAAGGUCAAAGAGAACAUCGGUCUCGUCCUCCUCGUAUGCAGCAGAGCAAUAAGCCUAAAGAAGCUCUGGUUAACGGUACCAGUGGCUAAAGCAACCGUUGCGUUAUCGACAACCACUAUUAACGUUGCUACGUUACACCUGAUGAGAGCUAUUAACUCCCAAGCACGUAACAUGACGCAUACCGAUGCAAGGACUACACGAUUAUGGAACGCAACAUGAUUAGUCUACGCGCUCGUUGUUAAGACUGUUUGCUACCGAUAAGAAUACGACAAUUGUUUAAGAAAAAAAAAAUCAUCACUCUCCUUAAACACAUUUAAGGACACAUAUUAAUAUCCAUGCAUGGUUUAGUUUAAUGAUGGUAAUUACACUGUCAUGUUUGAUAUAUGGAUACAUUCAUUGGGAGAUAGAGGAUAGAUAUUUGGUAAGAAGGAUUCCCUGAUUGUGAAACUGUGCCUCAUUUUUAUACCGAGCUCCUAACUUAUGUGGCAGUGGCUACGAAUGUACUCUACGGUACACCUUGGUCACUCGUUAAUGUUUAACGAUCCGAUAUUAGGCUGGAUAAUCACGCGGCUCGUACGUCAAUUAUUGCUCCGAGUAGGUUUCAUCUGGAUAUGUCGCUUGGGUACUUACUGAAAUUAUUCGGUAUUUGUAGAAACGCGGUUUUUUUUACCGGCUACGACUUUAGGUUGAUUUAGUUUUAUAGUAGCAUGCUCGAAUCAACGUUAUAUAUUCAAUGUACUUUGCGUGAAUCCAUUCAAGUAAACUUGAGUUGUUUUAUCAAUAACUGCUACUACUGAUACAUACCGUCGUUGGAUAUCGUUCUGUAGAAUACCAGAAAGAAAUGCGACAUAGCUAAGAUGUAACUCGAUAUAUGGUGCAAAGAAAAUGGAUUUCCGUUGUUAAUCAUAACAAUUAACAAUGGUAGGCGGCAGCUGUAAGAAAUCCUGAUUCAGAGGUGUUCCCAAUGAUGUUCCUUUCUAUUUACUUGAGCAAAUUGAGUUUUUCAUUUAUAAUUAUUCGUAGAGAGUUAUUUAACAACACUAGAUUUUUAUGUUUCAUUGCUGAGUGUUGAUUAAUAAUAUCAUGAUCAUUGCGAAAAUGACUUAUUCGAAUAUAACACGAGAUCAGAUGUGCACAAGGAGUCGGUUUUUAUUUCUGAAUACACUUUUCACGUAAUUUAGCCUUUUUCCCUCUUUUUUUUCUCUUUUUUCUCUUUUUUUCUUUUACUACAGUCUAAGCAUACUAUAUCAAACUUUAGAAUUUGAUAUCGAAUUCAUUUCUGCGUUGUUUCGCAUGAUUUAAAAAGAAAGUAAAUGUAUACUUAGUAAUACCAAUGUAUGAUGUGCCAGAGAAGGAAUGAUACAUGUUUUAUAAUAUCUAGCUAAAGUGCAGACUUAGCGCAUACCUUUAUUACUAUAAUACUACUUAGUCGAAAUGUGGAUGUCUGAACAAAUAAACUAGCUUUACUAUACUAAGCUAUAAAAUAGAUAUGAUCAAUUGUUUUAAAUUGAUGAUCAAUAUUAUAAAAAAAAAUCAAUUAUAUCAAUUUAAAACAGUUGUCUCUUCUUCCGGAUAUGACAACAACUAAUCGGACGUGUCUCAUGAAUUUUGCAAAAACACACGAUGGUUGAUGCAAUAUAUUGACAUCUAACAAAACAGCUGCCAUUUUAUCUGAAUAUUCUUAUGGCAGCCAAAAACUGAGAUAUCCCCCAACUUGCUUGUUUCAGAUACAUUUGUAUUGAUUGCAAUUUGUGCAUAAUUUAAGAAUAAAACAUUUCUGUACAUAGA